UUAUGGCCAAAUGAUCACGUGGCUUGAUGUUUGAAACAUACAUUGCGCAGUGAAAGCUUCAUUUUGCUGAGUAAGAAAACUGAGAUCCUCUAUAACCUCGGACUAGCGCUCUAUUUGCAGCAAAAAUGAAGUGGGCUUUCAAAGAAGAGCACUCAUUAGAUUCUCGGUGCCAAGAGUCGUCGAAAAUUCGUUUAAAAUACCCAGAUCGCAUUCCCGUUGUCGUAGAGAAAGCUCCCAAAUCUACCAUUCAAGACAUCGAUAAACGCAAAUUUCUCGUCCCAUCAGAUCUAACAGUCGCACAGUUUAUGUAUAUUAUCCGCAAAAGAAUUCAACUGCCUCCCGAGAAAGCCAUGUUUCUGUUCGUCAACAAAGUUCUACCAACGACAAGCUCAACAAUGGGGUCCAUUUACGAAGAACACAAGGAUGAGGAUGGAUUCCUCUACAUUGCAUACAGUGGUGAAAACACCUUUGGACACUAGUCUGGAACUAACCACCAUCAAACAUUAUUCUCCUAAAAAACCUUGAGUGUAUUAUUGCUGCUUGUACUUUAAACUUCUGGAAUGUCGUCGUAAUAGCAGUGGUUUAAAGAGAGAUUGCUUUUGAAGGUUUAAGCGAUGUAGUACUUACAGAUAUUUGAAUGGUUAAUACUGGAAGUAAAACAUCUUUAUUGUGUAAAAACAAGAAAUUGGCAAAGCUGCUUUCUAGAUUUUUCAUGUUUUUGACUUGUACUCUUAGCAUCUCACAUAAGAAAAAGAAUGAAGUUUAAAAUGUGUAUAUACAUAUGAUUCAUACCAAAUAAAUAUCAGAAAAUGUAAAUAGUUUUAAUUAUCACCCCUUUUUUCUAGUUUAAAACUAUAAAUUAAUAGUUGAUACAAUGUUUGUGAUUUUUUCUGUUUCUUAGAAAGGUAGGAAUGGCAUUUUUGGGGCUUCUCUCAGAAAAAAAAGUGUCACUAUUGUCUUUAUGUGGUUUUCUGUAACUUGGGGGUCUUAAAACUUUACAAAUAAAAAGUUGUCUCAUUUAUCAUA
Nematostella vectensis (starlet sea anemone) is the source of this 1026-nucleotide messenger RNA. RefSeq names its product gamma-aminobutyric acid receptor-associated protein-like 2. Gene Ontology annotation, molecular function: ubiquitin protein ligase binding. The transcript is spliced from 5 exons. Bases 126 to 479 code for a protein of 117 amino acids. NCBI's taxonomy places the organism in Eukaryota, Metazoa, Cnidaria, Anthozoa, Actiniaria, Edwardsiidae. Gene Ontology annotation, biological process: macroautophagy; autophagy of mitochondrion; autophagosome assembly. The record is from RefSeq and is a predicted model, not a curated record. Gene Ontology annotation, cellular component: cytosol; autophagosome membrane; autophagosome.